GGCGCGGCGCACGUGUCCGCGGCCCCGAGCUCCCCGGCGCCGCCCGCCCCGCCCACCCCGCCCGGCCGGCCGGUCUGCCCCCGCGCACGUGCCCGCGCAGGCCCCCGCGCAGACCCGCGCAGACCCGCGCAGACCCGCGCCCGGCGCGAGUGGGCGGCGGGGCCACUGCGCAUGCGGAGCUCCAAAUUCAAACAGCUGUUGGCAGGGGCUGCCCGCCGCGGCCGGGAGGCGGCUCGGAGCCAUGGUGGACCGCGGCCCGCUGCUCACCUCGGCCAUCAUCUUCUACCUGGCCAUCGGGGCGGCGAUCUUCGAGGUGCUGGAGGAGCCGCACUGGAAGGAGGCCAAGAAGAAGUACUACUCGCAGAGGCUGCAUCUGCUGCGGGAGUUCCCGUGCCUGGGCCAGGACGGCCUGGACCGGAUCCUGGAGGUAGUGUCAGAUGCUGCCGAGCAGGGCGUGGCCAUCACGGGGAACCAGACCUUCAACAACUGGAACUGGCCCAAUGCCAUGAUCUUCGCAGCCACAGUCAUCACCACCAUCGGCUAUGGCAAUGUGGCCCCCAAGACCCCGGCUGGCCGCCUCUUCUGCGUCUUCUACGGCCUCUUCGGCGUGCCUCUGUGCCUGACGUGGAUCAGUGCCCUGGGCAAGUUCUUCGGGGGACGUGCCAAGAGGCUGGGCCAGUUCCUCACCAGGAGAGGCGUCAGCCUGCGGAAGGCGCAGAUCACAUGCACGGCCAUCUUCAUCGUGUGGGGCGUGCUGGUGCACCUGGUCAUCCCGCCCUUCGUCUUCAUGGUCACCGAGGACUGGGACUACAUCGAGGGCCUCUACUACUCCUUCAUCACCAUCUCCACCAUUGGCUUCGGGGACUUCGUGGCCGGCGUGAACCCCAGUGCCAACUACCACGCCCUGUACCGCUACUUCGUGGAGCUCUGGAUCUACCUGGGGUUGGCCUGGCUGUCCCUCUUUGUCAACUGGAAGGUGAGCAUGUUCGUGGAGGUGCACAAGGCCAUUAAGAAGCGGCGGCGGCGGCGGAAGGAGUCCUUCGAGAGCUCCCCCCACUCCAAGAAGGCCCUGCAGAUGGCGGGGGGCCCGGCGGCCAAGGAGAUGAACAUCCUGAGCUUCCUCUCCAAGAAGGAGGAGACCUACAACGACCUGAUCAAGCAGAUCGGGAAGAAGGCCAUGAAGACGAGCGGGGCGGGGGAGCGGCUCCCAGGGCCGGCCCUGGGCUCGCCGGGGCCCGUGCUGCCCGGUGUGCCCGCCUCCCUGGCCCCGCUGGUGUUGUACUCCAAGAGUCGGGCGCCCAGCCUGGAGGAGGUGUCCCAGACCCUGAGGAGCAAAGGCCACGUGUCGCGGCCCCCUGGCGAGGACGCUGGGGAGAGCAACCCCGGGGACGAGCCCGCCGCCUCCGAGGGGCUGUCAGGCCAGCUGGACCGCAUCAGCGAGGAGGGCGAGCUGUGGGACGCCCAGGACUACCACCCGCUCAUCGCCCAGAGUGCCGGGAGCGCCACGCGCGAGGCCGGCCUCUCAGACGAGGAGGCCUCCAAGUCCUCCCUGGAGGAGCCCCUGGUCACAGAGCAGAGGCCCGCUGAGGGCGCGGGGACCGAGGCGCCCCUGAACCUGGGCGAGUUCCCCUCCUCCGACGAGUCCACCUUCACGAGCACCGAGUCGGAGUUCUCUGUGCCUUACGAGCAGCUGCUGAGCGAGUACCCCCAGGCCGGGCCCAAGGGCACGUGAGGCGGGGCCGGCCCCCCGCCCGCUUCCGAGGGCUCCUGUUACCCCUGGCCUUCUGGGGUGCCCAGGUAGGGCUCCUGGUUCUGUGUGGGGAACGGGGAGAGUCGCCCUGGAAUGUGGGGGGGGGGCCGGGGCCUGCUGCACCGUCCACGCCCACCAGAGCCCUCCAGUUCGAACUCCUCCAGCUGGAUGGGUGCCCUUGUGUGGGAGUGGGGGGGUCCCUGUUCAGAGCUCGGCUCGCACCACAGACGGUUCAAAGACUCGUGGGCUGGCAGGACUGACCCCAGCAGUCUGGCCCCGUGGUGGGGGGCGGAGUCUUCACCAUCUGCAUUGAGGCCCCUGAGUUCACCCGUGUUAGCUGGCUGCAGUGAGGUGGGGGUACCUGCCUUCAGGACAGCUGACGGGCUCAGCGACGUCAGGGCCCUUCCCUGGGCCUGAUGUUGGGGUGCCUGAGUGGUGCUGUGGUUCCUCAGUCUGAGCCAAACCUGAAGGGCCGGGGACCCUGUCCCAGACAGAGCGUCCCGAGGCCAGCGGAGGGGUCAGGUUCAGGAAGGGAUGAUGGGCAGGGCCAGGCCUCCCUCUGCAUGCCCGGCUGUGCGGGGCGCCUGGUGCCUGGUGCCCAGGUGGGAGGGAGCGAACGAAGCUCCAGCUGCUGCUGGGUCUUGGGAGGGGGUGGGGGAGGACUGUGGAGAGGGAGGUGGAGAUGUACACACAGCUGGAGCAGACGACAGCGUGGAGCCACACACACCAGCCUGGCAGAACUCCCUGCAGCUGAGUUCUUGGCUUCUCAGAGCUGGACGCCAGCCCCUCUGCCCCGGCUUGCCGUUCGGUGGUGAUUUAACUGCUGUUUCGCUAGGCCCGACAUCCGCGCUUGGCUUCCCAGGCAGACGAAGGUGAAGAGGCAGGGCCCCACGGCUUGGGGGUGCCCGCGGUGGCCCUCCUAGAGUUGGCGUUCCUCGUUGACCUCGGACAAGGUCAGGGCCCCCCCCCAGCGUGGGAUGGGCGCGCCUCAGAAUGCUGGGCAGGAGGUGAGCCCCCCCCGCCCCCACCCCCCAACCGAAUACCUCUGCUGCAGCCCCGCUCGAGGCCCUGCAACUGCACACACUGUAUGUCCCCCCGGGCCGCCACUCCCUUGUAAUUUAUUUUAACACUUUUACAAUAAAACUUGAGACGGACAUGAGC
Messenger RNA from Sorex fumeus (smoky shrew), 2911 nucleotides. RefSeq names its product potassium two pore domain channel subfamily K member 5 (gene KCNK5). Bases 242 to 1732 code for a protein of 496 amino acids. The record is from RefSeq and is a predicted model, not a curated record. Gene Ontology annotation, biological process: stabilization of membrane potential; potassium ion transmembrane transport. Lineage: Eukaryota; Metazoa; Chordata; Mammalia; Eulipotyphla; Soricidae. Gene Ontology annotation, molecular function: potassium ion leak channel activity. Gene Ontology annotation, cellular component: membrane. The transcript has 5 exons.